CCCCUCUCUGUGCAACAGAGAGAAAAAAACAGAGGAUCUUCUGCCUCUCUGGUGUCUUGGUGGAUCAUUGUUAUAAACCCUAAAAAAAAUUGUUUCUUCUGGUUUUAGCUCCAGGAUGUAUUAGGUUGAGGUUUUUUUCAAUGGCGUCGCUGAGAAAUAGUGAAGAGAUUGAUAGAAUUAAAGGGCCGUGGAGCCCUGAAGAAGAUGCAGCAUUACAGCGGUAUGUGCAGAAAUACGGGCCGAGGAACUGGUCGCUUAUAAGUAAGGCCAUUCCAGGGAGAUCAGGGAAGUCCUGUAGGCUGCGGUGGUGCAACCAGCUGAGUCCUCAGGUAGAGCACCAACCUUUUACUCCUGAAGAGGACGCCACCAUUAUAAGAGCUCAUGCGCAGCACGGCAACAAAUGGGCCACUAUUGCGAGAAUGUUAUCAGGGCGCACCGACAAUGCGAUUAAAAAUCACUGGAAUUCCACUCUGCGGAGGCGCUGCGCAGAGGGUGCUGUGGUUAGCUCGGAGGAAGAUGGCGAUCGAAAGCGUUGCCUGGAAGAUGAGGAUUCUGGACAGGGAAAUAAGAUGAAGAAGCCUUGUUCGCCCCCUGGAUCCGAUUCCACUGUCUACAGACCUCUGCCGCGCCUCGCAACAGUCAAUAAUAGUGUCACCGAUUUAAAUAAGGCCUGCGAUCCGCCAACCUUUCUCAGCCUUUCACCUCCCGGCACAGAUAGCCCAUCAAAACCCCCUUCGCCAUCGACCUCGCUCUCAAUCGUUCCCCCCUGUCAUGUGACCGUGGGCUCACCUGCUCCUUCCGGCUACAUUAAGGCUCAAGAGGCCAUGGAAUGGAUAAGCUCUGCGAUCAAUAACGCGCUGUCGCAGACGCUGGCUCCUAUUCUGAGCCCCCGGUCACAUGUAAAUCCUACGGAGUUUCUGGCUGUAAUGCAGGAGAUGGUUGCAGAGGAGGUGCAUAGUUAUAUGGCCGCAUUAAAGCAGCAGCGCUUAAAUAAUGCUCCUUUUGCUGCAAAUCCCCCUUCAAAUUGUGCUGCGGCGUCUUCUCUUUUCAAUGUCAAGCGAACCGCCGCGAUAGGCAGACUUGAGUAGCAAAGCAGCAAGCAAUAAUAAUGGUAAUACAACUGCAAAUGCAAUCUUUCUGUGUAUGUUUUUUGCCCCUUUUUUACAGGAAGCGCAGUGUUAAGGCAAGUGUAGAUUUUUAAGACGAAACGUAACUGAGAUUAUAUUUCCUGCCUUCCUCUGAACAAAAGUGAUUAAUACCCUAAUAAAUCGAAAGCAGCACCUUCAUUAUUAAUCAUGAAGUUAUUUAUCCUCA
Cryptomeria japonica (Japanese cedar) is the source of this 1314-nucleotide messenger RNA. Its product is annotated as transcription factor MYB77. Gene Ontology annotation, molecular function: RNA polymerase II cis-regulatory region sequence-specific DNA binding; DNA-binding transcription factor activity, RNA polymerase II-specific. The transcript has a single exon. Gene Ontology annotation, cellular component: nucleus. Bases 141 to 1088 code for a protein of 315 amino acids. The record is from RefSeq and is a predicted model, not a curated record. Gene Ontology annotation, biological process: regulation of DNA-templated transcription. NCBI's taxonomy places the organism in Eukaryota, Viridiplantae, Streptophyta, Pinopsida, Cupressales, Cupressaceae.